AUGCCAAACAAUGAAGAUAGCCGAUAAAAAGGUCGGAACAAAGCAAAACAUGCAUGUGUUUGGGCCCUUGCCACGUCUUUUGGCCUUCCAUCCAAAUUAAGGCUCAGUAUAAAUAUGACAUAUUCCAUACUAAGAAUCACAAGUUCACAAUUGCCACUUCAACACAACGGAAAAAAAGUAAUCAUGAGGUCCAUCGUGGGAUCUGUCUCUCUGUUGGUUAUCGCCGCUGUUAUCAAUGAGGCUCAGUGCCAAUACCGAAGACCCAUGGCCACCAUUUUGGACGAUGAAUCCAUCAACCGAGAAGAACUCCCAUCUUUUGAGACCCUAAUAAAACCCUAUCUUGAGGAAUGUUUGACAAUGGACGACGCGGAAGCAAACCAUCAGGGUUGCUCUAUAUUUCAAAUUACGGAUGACGGAGGAUUCACCAUUCCACCUUUUGAAUUGUUUGUCCAGAAGGCGAUUGACGUUUGCAAGAAAGCGACGGGAAAUAUAGCGGGGUGCACCGAACUUCAAUCUCCCAAUGGAGAGUAUGUAAUUCCAUCAAUUGAGGAAAUGCAGAAAAAAUUCCUGAGCGAAUGUAAGGUUGUUGAUUCGAGCGGUUCAACUUCCAAUCAGAGCUCUUGGUGCAGACUUUUCAGACCAGAAUAAUUAUCAUCUCGCGAUGUUUUCUCUCGUUCUGACGACAGCAUAUGAAUUGGGUCUAUGAUUCAAUUAUGGUCUAUCAAAUUUAGCAAAUAUAUCACGACAAUGCAAACUUUACCACACGGAAUCAUCAAUUUCAAAAAGACGUCGUAAACGGAAAUUAUUCGAACAUGAACUGGUUUACAGUGUGUCCAGAAAUUGAGUUCCUCCUCUUUUAUUUGCUCUAAAACUGUUAGCGUAGGUUCAAUGCAUUUGGCUAUGGCUUACCUGGGUAGCCACGCCAAGCUCAAUACGACUUCUGAUUCGAUUGGUUGCACUUUGGUUGGACUUUUCUUGAAUUUUAGCUAAAAU
Messenger RNA from Tigriopus californicus, 993 nucleotides. RefSeq lists its product as uncharacterized. The record is from RefSeq and is a predicted model, not a curated record. Bases 115 to 648 code for a protein of 177 amino acids. Lineage: Eukaryota; Metazoa; Arthropoda; Copepoda; Harpacticoida; Harpacticidae. The transcript has 2 exons.